This is a messenger RNA of Arachis stenosperma, 2157 nucleotides long. RefSeq lists its product as uncharacterized. The record is from RefSeq and is a predicted model, not a curated record. Lineage: Eukaryota; Viridiplantae; Streptophyta; Magnoliopsida; Fabales; Fabaceae. The transcript has 5 exons. The coding region runs from base 1 to 2157 and encodes 718 amino acids. Gene Ontology annotation, molecular function: zinc ion binding; nucleic acid binding.
AUGACUGCGAGUUCCGAUCAGGCCUCCAAAGCCAAAAGCUCGAUUACGGCUUCGCUUCUGCUUUGGGAUGACGCAGUUACGGCAAAGAAGCUUCUGCUCACCGCGUCUCAACGCAAUCCAGCCCACCUCUACCUGUUCCGCUCAGAGAAGUCCCCUCUGUCCACAGUCAUCGAGUACACUCCUAUGGUUAUCCGUCGAACUGGUCGUGGCGGUGCAAAAUCCUCUCACCGUUACUCAUACUCUCACAGAUAUCCUAUAUCUGUCUUUGGUGGGUUCGUGCAAUUUCAAACGAAAUACGUGACAGACGAAGCGAGCAUGCAAAAAAUGUUUUCAGUGUAUCUCGAAAGUCGGUCGCGAAUAUCGUUAAUCGAACUGUAUAUCGAGUUUGAGCAAUCUACAGCGGACCGAGAUAUUGAAUUGGAGGAUUACAACAGUGAUAGUGAAGAAGAGUUCGAAACAGAGCUUCCCGUUCUGCCAGAUGGUGAAUUUACUGUGGGAAUGGAAUUCAGUUUUAGGGAAGCAGUAAUUAAGGCGAUGAAAGAUUAUACAAUCCGCAGAGGUGUAGAUUAUCGGGUGCAUGAGUCAGAACCCACGACAUUCUAUGCUAAAUGCACCCAGUAUGGUGCAGGAUGUGAUUGGCUGAUCAGGGUGAGCAAGAUGUCCAGAAAGUUCUGUUGGAAGAUAAGGAGGUACAAUGGUAGUCACACCUGUACUAGGGCCACCAUUUCUCAAGAUCACUCGAAGCUGGAUUCCAACACAAUUGCAGAAGCAAUAAAGCCAUUGGUAGAAGUUGACCCGUCUAUAAGGGUGAAAUCAGUGAUUGCGGAAGUACAGUCAAAGUUUAACUACACCAUUAGUUAUCGCAAAACAUGGUUGGCUAAACAAAAGGCAGUGGAGUCAAUUUUCGGAGGAUGGGAAGCUUCGUACGAAGCCUUGCCGAUAUGGUUUGAGGCCUUGUGUCACAAGGAGCCAUCCGCAGUUGUUCAUUUUCAAACAAUGCCUGCGUAUCAGGGAGAUGUCUUGGUUCCUAAUAUUCGUUCUCACAGGAUGGCAACAACAAACAUCGUGCCGAUUGCAUUUGCGAUAGUUGAGGGAGAGACAUCUGAUGCCUGGCACUUUUUCCUGAGUAACUUGCGACAGCAUGUUGUGAGACGUGACGGUGUGGGCCUUAUAUCCGAUCGGCACGAUUCCAUUAGGUCUGCUAUUGAUCGUAGUAACGGAGCUUGGUCUCCUCCCAGAGCAUUCCAUAUGUUCUGCAUCAGACAUAUAAAGUCCAACUUUCUGAGAAAAUUCAAGGCUCCGUAUCUGCAGAAGCUUAUCGUCAACAUAGGUUACUCGCGAACAAUUCAAGAGUACGAGACGCGUUAUCAGAGUUUAUGUGAGCGGGGUGAGGCUUAUACCAACUGGUUGGAUCGAAUACCGCGUGAGCAGUAUACUUUAGCAUUUGAUGGGGGAUAUCGAUGGGGUCAUAUGACAACCAAUCUUGUGGAAUGCAUCAACUCAGUACUGAAAGGGGCUCGCAAUCUUUCAGUCACUGCACUUGUUAAGGCAAUGUUUUACAGGCUUAAUGAAUUGUUCACCCGGAAAAGAGCCGAGGCUGAGGCUAGAAUUAGUGCAGGACAUGUGUUCUCUGAGCUUGUAACCUCCAAACUGCAUGCAAAUCAGCGGGCAGCUAGUAACAUUCAAGUUAGUUGCUUUGACCGACAGAAUGAGGUAUUCGAAGUGCGUGAGUGUCCUAGUGGUGUGGAGUAUGCAGUGGACCUCCGUCAACAACGGUGUGACUGUGGUGAGUUCCAAGUUGACCGACUUUCGUGUCGACAUGUGUUUGCUUGUUGUGCAAACCAACGUCUGGAUUGGCAACUGUAUGUACAUAAUGUUUACAAGAUGGACCAGGUUCGACGAGUAUACAGGGCUAGGUUUAAGCCACUUGGGAAUCCAACAACAUGGCCUGUUUAUCAUGGACCUCGAUUCGUUGGUAAUCCAUUCCUUAGACGGGUAUCCAAAGGUCGGCCAAGGAUGACUCGUUUCUUGAAUGAGAUGGACACUCGGAUGUUGCGUCGUCCUAGGAGAUGUAAGCAAUGUGGGGCCGAGGGCCACAGCCGUAGUAGAUGUCGUCAACGUGGUGGUGAAAAUAAUCCGGGUGCGACCACCCAAUAG